Molecule: messenger RNA, 4335 nt
Organism: Fusarium poae
Lineage: Eukaryota; Fungi; Ascomycota; Sordariomycetes; Hypocreales; Nectriaceae
Exons: 11
Coding region: 1-4335 (1444 amino acids)
Biological process (GO): cell adhesion
Molecular function (GO): carbohydrate binding
Source: RefSeq, a predicted model, not a curated record
AUGAAAGUUCUCGUCAGCCCCUCAGCUGUGGUCUCGACCACAGUACUCCCACAUGACGACCGCGCAUUUGAACGCUGGGCCUUCCCACAUCCAGAGAACACAUUUCGCGGUAAGACGUCUUCAGCCAUGUCGUUAUCGAAUGUUGUAGCGCCUCUUCAAGCCCCAGCCAUUGUGACAGCGGACGGCUUCGACCCGGAGACUUUCGACCCUCUAGUCCCACGAGUAGUUCAGCAAGCCACAACACGAUCGCCUAUCCUACUACCCUGGCAGCCCCGCAUUAUGCCACUAGGCAUGUUCUUUCGGUCAAACAUAGCAGAAACCGCCCACAAUCCCUUCGCGCCAGAGACUGCGUUCAGUCAAGAAUCUUUGGAAUCAACACGAAUUAUUUUCACGGCAAAUGAUGGCAGCUGCAGCUUUCGAUCCUCCGAAGCCUUGAGCUCGUCAUCUUCCAUGGAUCAUUUGAGCGUUUCUUUGGGCGCCAGUAUUGAUAUGACUUGCCUUGAAGCUAGCGUCUCAAUGCACUACGAUAAAGAUGUCAUGGAGAACAAGGACUCGAACAAAGCUUCAGUUAACACAAGCUAUCGCGCAGGUUCCGUUGGAUAUGCGCGCUCUCCAGAGUUGUCAGAAGCAGCUUUCAGAAUUUUGACUAGGCAGGGUAUCGAGGGAUUCAAGACUGCUUAUGGUGACUACUACGUGGGCGGCUACCGCAUUGGAGGAGACUCAGCUGUACUCUUCAGCACUGAUCAAAGUUCCUAUUCGGAAACGAAGAAGGAAACUGUGCAGAUAAAGGUGGAAUCAUGGCUGGGUGACUACGAGGAAAGCUGGUCCACAAGCUCGACAUAUUCAUCCAGCUCUGCCGCUGUUCGUGUCAGUGCAUUUUCAACAUUAGAGCAGCUGAUUGUUGCGAAAACGGUGCAGACGGGCACUCCGGAGUUCCAGGCCGCUAUUCAGCAGGGGAGGGCUAUCCACAAGCGAGCGCAGGGGUUGGACGAUGGCGUGGCCAAGGUUCUGAAUGAGGUUGGCGUGCGGCACGGAAAGACUGUCUCACCUAGGCAGUGCACCCAGCUUUGUCAACGUGCAGUUGUUGUUGAGCUUCAGCUGGUGCCUAUUGAGUGCCUUCGCCAGCAAUAUUCUCCACGCGAAAAGAUCGCCAUCAUGUCACUAUUACUGGCGCCAUACAACAAUGGCAUGCGCCUAGGCCAAGGUUUUAAUUCAUACACGCAGCAAAUCUGCAUUGAUGACGCUGUCGUAAUCGACCCAGACCGCGUUGACAAUUCUGUCACCAACGAUGGCUUCACAAUGCGUGAGCUUCGUCACGCCAUCGGCGCUCGGGCUGCUGGUGGUGAUUAUGAUGACGAAGAGGAUUAUGAAGAAGCGAUAGACGCUCUUCUAGAACCAACUACUAUACCGGGAAUAACAGCAACAGGAACAGAGGUAACAGCAGACGCGACAGGCAAACCUGCCGAUGUCACUCCAGCCGCUACAAAGGCGCUCGACACUAUCGCAAUUCAGUUGCGCGAAGACGCCAAAACAGUUGAGAAGCUCGUUUCAGACGUGGCCUCACUUGAGACUUUGAUCGAAGAAGCUAUUGACCCUGCUAGUGCCGAGACAAAGCGCAAUAUCCUUCUGCUUGAGAAGAAACGUAUGCGUUUGGCGCGUAUCAAGACCAAUGGUACUGGUCUCAAAGGGAACAAGCUCCGGGGCACAGUCAAAGCGCUGUCACAACGAGGGCCGAGUCAGAUCGUGACGUACAGCUCACGAUUUGUGAACAAGAUUAGCGAGAUUACAGAUGACAUGAAUAUCUCGGGCUCGUUGUCUAUCAAAUACGGCUCAAUCGGCGGUAAAGGCAAAGGUUCUUUCGUGGACUCUGACAAGUUCAAAGAGAGUGAUCUCAACUUCUUCAUCAGCGUCAAGGUCAUCAACCAGAGCAUCAACAUCAAAGAUGCCCUCGUUUUUCAAGGCCUUCCCUCAGUGGAUCAUACAAACUUCCGAAGCGUCUUUGGAGAUUGCUACAUCGCUGGAUUCCUCGAAGGUGGCGAGUUUAAUGCUCUUGUCAGUAUGAAGGUAGUGAACAAAGCCAAAGCUAUGAGCAUCAAGGCUGAAGCAGAGGUGGCGUUAAGCGUUGGUGCAGUCGAUCUCAAAGCAAAGGCCAAAGUCGACAUCGACAAGUCCAAUUUCUCUUCUCAGACAGAAACCACAAUUCAGGUUGGAUGGUCUGGUGGUGGCCACAUCAAACCCAUGGACCAACCUUGGACAAUCCAGUCACUGAUGGAGACGGCUGCGAGGUUUCCUGACCUUGUGGCCAGUACACCUCAACGAACAUAUGCCAUUCUGACAAAGUACGAAUCGCUUCGUAGCUUUAUGGCUUUGAAGCCCCCAGCCCUUACACCAAUGUAUUACGAAAAUGCUGCAAUUUACACAAAUGCUCUACUUGAUGCGUACAUGGACUACAAGAAUAUCUACCGCAACAUCGGCACUCAGCUCUUUGAUAUUCAGGCGGGCACAAAAAGGAUAGAUCCAUGGGUUGCCAAGGACAAGGAGUUGACGUUCACCAACAACACACAGAUUGGCAAGAACGAGAUUGAGCUUCCUUUCGAGGCCACAAUCAAAGGCCUUGACCUUGCUCGUCGCGCAUGUCGAUUUCAGAUGAUCAAGAUCGUCAACGAAGUUGAUGGCGUGGAGAAGAACCCAGCUAUUGCUGCUGACGAGAAACGGCCCGAGGCAUACCAAAGUACAAUCGUUUUCCGUGAACGUAUGCCUGUCGUUGCUGAAAGGGAGAAGUUGCCUCAUCUGAAAAUCUUUGGUACUGAGGAAGCUCCCCCAAAGUUGAUUGAGCCGAAAAAAGAUGAUGGUAUGCAAGAGGCAGAGUUGGCCAAAGCCGACAGCUAUAGGGAGACGCAACCCGAUAUAGGUGUUUCGAUGAGGCUGGCUCCUCUAGUGGGCUCCGCUUUUGGAGCCAUGUUCUGUAACCUGGACUUUGUCAAGGCCGACUUUAGUCUGAGAACAGUCACAGUCGAGGUUGAGCAAGGCGUUGUCGUUGCCAUCAGUGUUCGAUACGCAAAUGGUCUCCAGGCAACCAUGGGUACACCGGGAGGAAGCCACAAAGCCUCUCUCACACUCAGGCCAUCUCAGGGACAAAAGAUCAUCGCUUGCUCGAUCGAAACAGGUCGACGCAAAGACAGCUCUGACGCUACGACACGCAUCACGGCACUUCGUUUGUAUACCAACCGGGGUCCUGACCUAGAAGGUCACGCCAAGGAUUGGGUUCAGUCAGAGACCGAUGUUGGGACGAGAGAUGGUAUUGAGUUUAAGGAUCUCAAACUUGUUCACUUUGAUCCUCUUCUCGUGAACGCUCAUGUUAAGGGCUUUUGGGGACAUGCGAAUACAAGUAACACUGGCAUCAACCCCACGAGUGGUGUCUACCGAUUGGCGCCAAUCUGGGGCAACAAGGAGGAUACUUCCGAAUCAGGUGAUUCUUCAAUGGAAGCUGACAUGUCACUUGUUCGCACCCAACCAGAGCAGCAUCUGAUCAAAUGUCGUGAGCGCCUCGGCUGGUCAGAUGGAAUCCCCGGACGCAGUGCAGUCCUCGAACAAUCCUUCUACAAACCCUUACCUUUCAUACCCACGGUCAUCUACGGUUUUCGUCACAUUGACGUCGCACAUGCAGAUUCCCCUCGUGUUGCUCUCACUCUUCCAUCGGUCACAGAGUGGGGAUUCUCUUUGGGUCUCAAAUCCUUCCUCCACAGCACUUGGAACUUAGAAGCCAAUGUCAUGGUGCUCCCGAAUGGAGUGUUCCCCUUCCAGCAUGGUUUCGUAGAUGCAAGUGAUAACCCAGGUGGUCGCAGUGCAACAGAGAAUGCUUCAAUUCAUGUUACUUUCGCCAAACCAUUUACAAAAACACCCAAGGUAGCUGUGUGGUUCACCGAGAUACAUCAACCCAAGGGCCACCGGAGCCUCAAGACAUAUGUCGCUGAAGCUAGUCCUACAGGCAUGCGGAUCAACAUUGAGACAUGGGCUGGACGUGAGUUUGACAAUGCUCGUGUAGCAUACCUGGCCUAUCCAGAUGGAAACGAUUACAUCAAGGGAGGAGAUUCGUUCUUUGUACCCAAAGAGGAUUGGAGGGAGACUGAUUGGCCUGGCCAACCGUUCAAGAAGGAGCCGAAUGUUUUUACGGCCAUCAACUAUAUUGACAUUGGAUUGAAUCAGAACACGCUUAGCAUCCUGGUCACGCAUCAAUCUGCCUCUAGUAAAAACCUGAGGUACUGUGGCUGGGGAUCUGAUGGAACGGCACUUACGAUGAUAGGCAUGUGUUGGAUUGGUAUCUCUUCAAUGUAG